Monomorium pharaonis (pharaoh ant) is the source of this 3758-nucleotide messenger RNA. It is a transcript of the gene Pex5, whose product is annotated as peroxisomal targeting signal 1 receptor. Lineage: Eukaryota; Metazoa; Arthropoda; Insecta; Hymenoptera; Formicidae. The coding region runs from base 444 to 2309 and encodes 621 amino acids. The record is from RefSeq and is a predicted model, not a curated record. The transcript has 9 exons. Gene Ontology annotation, biological process: protein import into peroxisome matrix, docking. Gene Ontology annotation, cellular component: peroxisomal membrane; cytosol. Gene Ontology annotation, molecular function: protein binding.
UAAUAAAUCUUUUUCUCCUUCUCUAUCCUUCAAACAAGAUCUCAUCGGAAAAAAAGGAGAUGUACAUGCUCGCGAUUCAGUUCGGAGAAUCCACGAGCGAGUUUCUCAUUCGGCAACCUUGCGUCUCCGCAUCUUUCUGUCGUUCCCUCCCUCUUUCUCUCUCACUCCUACUCGUUCCGAUCUAUUGCGCGCGUUCGAUCAGCGAGAGUCCAGUCACUCCAGUCCUCCUUCCACCAGUUGUCACGGUACAAAGUCUCGAUCGUCAAAAUUUCAUUGCUCGGUCUGCACAAAACGCACGUCACGAUACCGCGAAGUGCAUCACAACAAGGCCGACCGAGAACAGCGAAGAAUACUAAGUCGUGUGCUUAUUUCAAUCACCGAAUUGCAGCUAGCUUCUUGUCAUUCAACGAUUCGUUCUGCGUAACACAAGGAAUCCAGUAACAAUGGCAUUUCGUGAGUUAGUGGAAGGAGAGUGUGGAGGCUCCAACUCUCUGAUACGUCUUACAUCGCAUUAUGUGCAAGAUCAUGGCUUUAAAGACGAAGGAAUUCAUCGACCAUUUACUUCAUCGGAAGUUUUCCAAACACCGGACGCAGAUCAGUUGGUCCAACAGUUCUUGGAGGAACCAUCCCACCCACAGACGUUUCGGAUGGACAAUCUAUUACAGGAAAUGAGAGAGAUUGAUCAAAAUAUUCAUGCUCCAAGAGCUGGACCUGAGAUCUUAAAGGAAUUGCAAGAUAACUUGGACAAAGCAUGGGAGAGUCCUCUUGUUAUACAUACUAAACCUCUAGAUGAACAUCAAGUGAACGAAAUAUGGAAUGCAUGUUUACCUACUCAAGAAGAAGGUACUCAUUUGGACAGGAAUCAUGAAUUUGGAUUGGACCCAAAGUGGGCGCAAGAUUUCCUAGAAUAUAAUACAGAUACCAUACAGAACAAUACUGACAAAAAUGAUAUUGCUCGAACUAAAGAGGAUGAAGAUCCAAACUUUGCAUAUUCAAAAUUUAUGAAAUUUAUGGAACGACAAGAUGACAAUCCAAUAGAAACCAACCAAACCACCAUGAAUUUAAAUAGUAACGAGGAGUGGGUAGAGGAAUUUACAGAGAAUUUAGAAAAUAAUGCAGAUAAUCUCUUGAAUAAUGGCAAUAAAGAAGUUUUGAAUAAAGUAGAAGAGGAAUUAGAAGCUGCGGGUACAUGGAUAAAUGAAUUUACAAAGGAAAAUUCUCCUAAGGAAGGCGAUAUGGAGUCAUUAUGGAAGCGUUUUCAAGAUGAAUGGGAUAAAAUCUCUGUAAAUGAAGUCUCCUCUGCACACCCGUGGGUAUCAGAAUUUGAUACAUAUUAUGAUCCAUUUAAUAAAGAAUAUGAUUUCUCUGAGACAAAUCCUAUGAAGGAUUUACCAAAUGCAUUGGAAGAAGGCAAGAAACGAUUACAGGCGGGAGAUUUACCAAGUGCUGUACUCUGUUUUGAAGCUGCUGCCCAACAGGAUGAAAAUAACGUUGAAGCCUGGCUACUUCUUGGCAAAACACAAGCUGAGAAUGAGCAAGAUCCUUCAGCUAUCUCUGCUUUAAAUCGUUGUCUAUGCUUAGAUCCAUCAAAUAGUGUUGCUCUUAUGGCAUUAGCAGCUUCUUAUGCAAAUGAGUCUUAUCAAAAGCAAGCUUGCCUAACAUUAAAAGAAUGGUUAUUAAAGAAUGAAAAAUACAAACAUCUUAUGAAAGGUCCAGAAUCUGAUAUGAAAAAAGAUGAACAUCCAAAUUUUAGUGUGUCUACUUUGUUAUAUGACAAAGUGUACGAUGAAGUCAAAGAUCUGUACAUUCAAGCCGCAAGGAUAAAUCCUCGAGAUGAAAUCGAUGCGGACGUACAGUGUGGAUUAGGUAUAUUAUUUAAUUUAUCGAACGAUUACAACAAAGCCGUAGAUUGUUUCCAAGCAGCGUUGCAAGUGCGUCCUGACGAUUCCAGAUUGUGGAAUAGAUUAGGUGCCACUUUAGCUAAUGGUCAGCGAUCGGCGGAAGCUGUAAACGCGUAUCAUCGUGCCUUAGAAUUAUCGCCUGGAUUUAUUAGAGCACGUUACAAUCUGGGGAUAUCUUGCGUUAAUCUUGCAGCAUAUAAAGAAGCAGGCGAGCAUCUUUUAACAGCGUUGAAUCAACAAGCUGCAGGGAGAGGCCCACAGGCUAGCAAUAUACCCCCUAAAGCAAUGUCGAACACAAUAUGGUCUACGUUAAGAUUAGUUAUAUCAUUGAUGCAUAAAUAUGAGUUGAUGGACGCCAUAGAAAACAGAGAUUUGCCAAGGCUAAACAAGGAAUUUGGAAUCAUGUAGAUGGGCGCAAGUGCAUUCAAGAUUCAUAUGAUGAUUUACUUUUAUUUGGAUUAUUCAGAAAUAUAUUCGGGAUUACAUAGGUAAUCAAUAAAAAAUAUUAGAAUAUUUUUUUGAUAUACUCUAUUAAGCAUUUAAGGGGCCAUCAUAUGUACAAAAAGUUUAGUUAACCUUUCGCUGUUACACUCUUUUUCGAACAUAAAUGUCACACUGAGUGGAUUCUGUCCAGCUUCGACUUUAAACCGCUGUAAAUUUUAAAAUAAUGAAGAUAUUGCUAUAAAAAGAAUCAAGAGAUACGGUGGUGUCUCGUGCAGCGCGGGACACCCGUAUAAUUACACGAGUACGCGACUUGCAAGCAUCCGAGAUUAUCAGAUCUCAAUAAUGGUUGAACUAAUCAAGUUCUAACUAGAUCAUGAAUAAAACUUCAAUCUUUUAAAAGUAUAAUGAUAAAAUUUCGAUAUCAAAAUUUGUAAUUCGAUGUCGGAAUACUUAAAAAAAUUCCGAAAAGUUAAAACUUAGAGGAGGGGGGGGGGCUUAAAUUAUGUCUCAAGGUAUGGAUGGACGCCCAGGAUGACAGCAAAGAGUUAUAAUCAUAAAGCAUAAACAUUUCGACUAAUUACAGUCGAGCAUUCCAAAAUAUAAUACUGCUAUUUUUAUUGUGAUUGGUCGAUUUAUUUAAGGUUUUACUAUGAGUAAAAUAUAACAUUGGAGUGAUAUUUUUUUGCAAUAAAUUUUUUGCAAAUUUUUUAAGAUGCUUAUAGUAUUAUUAUUAAAUCUGACAAUCAAAUUAAUUUGAGAUAUUAUUUAAUUUACGAUUGCGUUUUAAUUAAUUCGUAAGAUAACUAUAUCGAUACGCAGUUUAUGGGACUAAAGUGUAUUUAAUCAUUGUUAACACAUUUAAUAUUAAUAUUAAUUAUUAUUAAAUAAUAUUAAUGAUCAAUUUAAUUUAAAAAAUUAAUAUCUGUUUCGGCUGAUAAAUAGUGUUUCUUAUUUCUUGUUUAUUAAAAUAUAAAAAUAUAAAAAUUUAUUAAAGUUUACUAAAAGUUUUUUACAUGUGAUGGUCUUUCGCAAAACUAAAUUCUAUAUUUUAGACAAGGGUUUCCUAAAUUCUUGUGUGGAUCGCGCUUGUGCGAUUUAUUUUUGAGAAUCCCUGUUUUAGACAAUUAAAUGCAGAAAAUAUAUAUAAUAAAUAGAUAGUUUAAGAUUUGUUGAAUUACUGCACUUUUAUUGUACUGAGUUUUGAUAUCCUGUAUAAAUAAGAAAUAUAAAACUGGUUCAAAUAGCUCAUUUAUUAAUAAUGCUAUAACUUAUAAUUACAAAUAACAAUUGAAUAAUAUGUAUAUUUCAGGGCAAUUUAUUAUACUGUUAUAGAAAUUUGUCAAUAUUUGUCCAAUAUCUAUUUUUGUUUUUAUAAAAAAUAGCCAUUUAUAAGAAAUAUAUACUUUAAAUCUA